AUGGCUGAUCCCGAACUGGAAAAAAUUAGACAGCAACGAUUGGCGCAGUUACAAGCUCAACAUGGGGGCGGAGAUCCAAAUCAGGCUAAAGCUCAAGAAGAAAGAAUGCAAGCUAUGGAAGAAGCAAAACAUUCAAUUCUUUCUCAAGUUUUGAGUCAAGAUGCUAGAGCACGAUUAAACACAAUCAAGUUGAGCAAACCUGAGAAAGGUGCAAUGGUAGAAAAUAUGAUCUGUAGAAUGGCUCAAACGGGACAAGUCAAUACUAGAAUAUCUGAAAAAGAACUGAUUCAACUACUUGAAUCUCUUAAUCAACAGAUGCCUAAAUCAACCAGCACAGUAAAGUUUGACAGAAGGAGAGCUGCUCUUGAUUCAGACGAUGAUGACUUG
Brenthis ino (lesser marbled fritillary) is the source of this 387-nucleotide messenger RNA. The record is from the annotation of a GenBank genome assembly. NCBI's taxonomy places the organism in Eukaryota, Metazoa, Arthropoda, Insecta, Lepidoptera, Nymphalidae.